Molecule: messenger RNA, 2211 nt
Organism: Lingula anatina
Lineage: Eukaryota; Metazoa; Brachiopoda; Lingulata; Lingulida; Lingulidae
Product: serine incorporator 3
Cellular component (GO): membrane
Source: RefSeq, a predicted model, not a curated record
AGACGAGAUUAUACGUGAUGUCAAUAUUAGUCAUACGCCAUUUUUGCAGGAAGAAAAGAAAUCAUUAGGAAAUCGGUGACGAAAAAUCCCGUGACACUCAGCAAGAUUGGUUUAAAAACACACACUUCUUGGCAGCUUGAAAUAGAAUUAUCUGAGAAGUAGUUUUACAAAGAUGGGUUGUAUUUUAGGCAGCCUCGCAUGCUGCUGCGGGUCUGCAGCGUGCAGUCUGUGCUGUGCAGCAUGUCCGUCGUGCAAAAACUCGACUGCCACACGCAUUGCGUACGCGCUGACUCUGUUGCUGGGUUCAGUGAUUGCUUGUAUAUUCUUGGCACCUGGACUACAACAACAGCUUGAUAAGAUACCAUAUCUCUGUGACCCUGGGUUUCUAGCUACACAUGCUUUAGUGGACUGUACUAGAGUGGUGGGCUAUGCCUCUGUCUACAGGGUCUGCUUUGCCAUGGCUGCGUUCUUCUUCCUCCUCAUGCUGAUCAUGAUCAACGUGAAGACAUCGAAGGACCCGCGUGCUGGCAUACAGAAUGGGUUCUGGGGUAUCAAGAUCCUGGUCCUGAUUGGAGUUGGGGUGGGAGCUUUCUUCAUCCCAGGUGGCGCCAAUGCUAUAGUCUUUAUGUGGUUUGGCAUGGUCGGCGGCUUUCUGUUCAUUAUUAUACAGUUGAUCUUGCUGAUAGACUUUGCACACUCGUGGAAUGAGAAGUGGGUGGGCAAUUACGAAGAGAACGAAAACAAAGGGUGGUUCGCAGGGUUGUUGUUUUUCACCAUCGUGUUCUACUUGGUAGCAAUCACUGCAGUGGUGUUGUUUUACGUGUUCUACACAUCAGGAGGGGACUGUUCACUGCACAAGUUUUUCAUCAGCUUCAACCUGAUCCUGUGUGUGGUGAUCUCAAUUGUGGCCAUCUUACCCAAAAUACAGGAGGCCCAGCCUCGCUCUGGUUUGCUACAGGCGGCCAUCAUAACGUGCUACGUGAUGUAUCUGACAUGGUCUGCCAUGAGCAACAACCCAGACAAACUGUGUAACCCCAGCCUGAGCUCUAUCCUGGACGGCACCUACAACAAACAGAACAGCACCGCCUCUGCUGGUGACCUCACCGGCACCCCACAUUUUGACGGAGAGAGCAUCGUGGCACUGUUGAUUUUCUUGCUGGCUGUGCUGUACUCUAGCAUUCGCUCCAGCUCCAGCAGCCAAGUUGGGAAGAUUACACUGAGUGGGGGUACAGAGAACACUUACCUGAAGGAGAGCUCAUCAGACGAGGCCAUGCUGGGGGCUAAAGAAGGAAACACCAACAGCGGAAACGAUGACGAGGAGAGUGGACGUAACACCUACGACAACGAGGAAGAGGGCGUGGCUUACAGUUACUCCUUCUUCCACUUCAUGAUGAUGCUUGCCGCUCUCUACGUAAUGAUGACCUUGACCAAUUGGUACAGGCCCAGCUCUGACUUGAGCUCCAUGAAUGCUAACCAGCCGUCUAUGUGGGUGAAGAUAUCAAGCAGUUGGCUGUGUAUUGUACUCUAUCUCUGGACCCUCAUUGCUCCAGUUGUUCUGCCAAACAGAGACUUUGAUUAAGAAGAAAAAAAAAUGGAAAUUUAAUAACACCUACCCAACACAGACUUUGACUAAGAAAGAAAAAAUCUGUAAAUUCAACAACUCCUGCCCAACAGAGACCUUGAUUAAGGAUUAAGACUUCAAAAUUUGGGAAUUAAAAAACACCCAAGAUAAUCAUGGUGAAGACUGAGAAAUUGGGAAUUAAUACUAAAAGAUCUUCUCUAAUGAGUGUUUGGUGUAUUAACUAUCUGGCCAACUCUGGUUUUGACUGAGAACUAAAAACUUGGGAAUUUAAAAUCCAAGACUUAUCUGAUAAACUGAGAACUUCGAAAUAAAAGCCAAAAGAAACUGGAGGAAGAACUCAAAAAAUUGGGAAUUGAGACCCGAGGAAGUUCUCUACAUUUCUAAGUGUUUAAUGUGCAUAGCCUGUCUGUCCAGUGGAGAUAUUGACUAAGACUGGAGGUAUUGUGAAUAAAAUACUGUGGAGCUCUCUAUAUAAAGUGUAUAUUGUAUAACCUAUAAACACAGUUUUCAACACAUUUCAACCUUCAAGAGUUAUUAUCAACCAUAGACUGUGACAAACGGCGGAGAGAUUUGGAAUUCAAACCAAAAGAAACUUUUCUAUUUAUUUAAUAAAUGUGAUGUAUAACUUA